GGAAGGAGGAGGAGUAGGACAUGGCGCUGAACAGGAACCAUUCGGAGGGCGGUGGCGUAAUCGUUAACAACAGCGAGAAGUGAGGUGCUAUCCCCUGCUCCCCGCCUCCGGCCGGGGGAUAGCAGGUGUUUUGAUGACCUAUGAUCAUGUAGAACUUACCUUCAGUGAUAUCGAACCUAUGCCAGAUGUGUUUAAAGGGACCAAGAAAGGGAGUGUUUUCUUGACUCCCUACCGAGUUAUCUUUGUGUCAAAGGGAAAAGAUGCUAUGCAGUCUUUUGUGAUGCCCUUUUAUUUGCUGAAAGACUGUGAAAUUAAGCAGCCUGUCUUUGGAGCAAAUUAUAUCAAGGGCACAGUGAAAGCAGAGGCAGGAGGUGGCUGGGAAGGAUCUGCUGUGUUCAAGAUGACUUUCUCAGCUGGAGGCGCGAUCGAGUUUGGUCAGCGGAUGCUGCAGGUGGCAUCACAAGUCUCCAGAGGUGAAAUACCCAGUGGAGCUUAUGGCUAUUCCUGUAUGCCGAAUGGAUCCUACACUUUUGCACCAGCUGCAGCUAAUGGGGGCUAUCCGUACCCCCCACCUCCUCCUGAGUUUUAUCCUGGCCCUCCUGUGGUGGAUGGAGACAUGGGUUACAUGCAGUUUCCACCUCCACCAUACCCAGGGCCCAUGGAACCUCCUGUGAGUGGGCCAGACCUGCCCACCACUCCUGCAGCUGAAGCGAAGGCUGCCGAAGCCACUGCCAGUGCUUACUACAGCACAGGCAACUCACAUAACGUCUACAUGCCUCCGGUGAGUUCCUGUGUCAUCCUGGGUUUGCAAUAUGAGGACCAGCCACCCCCUCCUCCAUACUUUCCACCAGAGGACAAGAAAAACCAAUAAGCUAACACAGAACUUCUCCAAAACUCAUUGCUUUCUUACUUCCCAUUUUGGCAGAAUCUUGGGACAUAGUCCCUGGCACUGAGGAGCCUCCACCAAGGCGCAUAGUUUUCAUGGACUUUAGUGGUAGAAACAUGCAGAGGAAGGGGAGAGAUUUCGGUAGCCUGGGUUCUCUUGUAGAGCUCUGAGGGUUUGCUGUUCUACUGCAGUAUUCCCUUACCCCUGUGCACCACAUCGCUAGAACUGGAGGUUCUUUUCAUCUGUUUCCCUUAUAUCUGUUUCUUUUUAUUCUUAAAUUAUACCUCUUUAGAGUGAGAAGCUGCUCCAAACUGAUGAUUAAAGUGCCCAUAACAUGGUAACAAAGUUUGGGGGUGGGGGUGUCUUGAAUUUACCUUAGUAUACAGCCAAGAGCAUAUGUGGACAUUCCUCUCAAGGGUAUCAUAUGCAACUUUCCCCUCUGCUACUGAGAAAGGGUUUCAAAUGAAAUCUUUAGCAUCUCAAAGGAAAUGGAUACCUAUUGCAUUUUUCAGAUAACUGUUAAACUUCCUUGGGUUCUUUACAAUUGUAGCAGAUAAUAUGGUAGCCCUCCAAAUUUCCCUGCUGUGCACUGUGUGUGAUGAUGCUGAUGAGCUUCCAUUCUGAAGAAAACAUAAUACUCCUUACAGGGUUGAUGAGUAGGUAACUAGUUAUAGAUCGUAUGGGAACACUGAUUUUCUCAUGUCUUUAUUUAUUCAUUUAGAUUUGUGUGCUUGAGAUCAAGUCCUGAAUAUUCUCUUUAAUUUUUCUUUGAUGUUACACAUAUUGGCCAGUGUAGUAUUUUAUGGCUGUGAUUUAACUGGUGAAUUAAUAUCUAAUAGGGAGAAAAUAGUUCCUUCUGCCUUGGAAGGUCUUGAGAAUAUGCAGAACACUGGGACAAGCUAUUGGGUACAGCUGAGCUGCUUUUUUUAAUGCUCUUUAGUGCUGUUAGUGUUCCUGUACCAGCUUUGAAAAUACUGCCUGGAAACUUGAACAUGGGCUCAGUAGACUGAGGGUUCAGGCCUUUCUUUUCUGUAGCAUUGAUUCAUCAAUCUCAUUAGCAAUGACUCCAGUGUGCACAACCUCUGCAAGAUGGGUCAGAAUCCAGGUUGUGAAACUUUGCAUUAUACAAGGCUUUGCACAAAGCAGACUUCAUUGUCUUCUGACAGCUAAGAGAGAAAAUCCUUCCCAGCAAGUGUGAAGAAAGAUUGUGCGCUAGGGGAGCUGCUGAGACCUGCUGCAUGCAACCUGCUUGGAGAGACAAAAAAAGGUCCACCCCUCAUUUUGUUUGAGUCUAGCUGAUUAAUCAAAUUGCUACUAACUGUACACUGACUUUUCUAGAAUUGCUGUUGUAGUGAUGUAAAGAAAUGGUUAUUUAAAAAAGAAAUAAUUAUUUUGAAAAUGUUUGAUUAAUAUAUUGUGAAAUGACUCUUGAAUGCAGAUUUGUUUUUUUGAGACUGUGAACUAAAGAGAAAUCAGCUCAAAACUUAA
Melopsittacus undulatus (budgerigar) is the source of this 2374-nucleotide messenger RNA. It is a transcript of the gene WBP2, whose product is annotated as WW domain binding protein 2. Gene Ontology annotation, biological process: positive regulation of DNA-templated transcription. The coding region runs from base 134 to 871 and encodes 245 amino acids. Gene Ontology annotation, molecular function: chromatin DNA binding; transcription coactivator activity. Gene Ontology annotation, cellular component: nucleus. The transcript is spliced from 8 exons. The record is from RefSeq and is a predicted model, not a curated record. NCBI's taxonomy places the organism in Eukaryota, Metazoa, Chordata, Aves, Psittaciformes, Psittaculidae.